Messenger RNA from Phragmites australis (common reed), 1364 nucleotides. Its product is annotated as D-amino-acid transaminase, chloroplastic-like. NCBI's taxonomy places the organism in Eukaryota, Viridiplantae, Streptophyta, Magnoliopsida, Poales, Poaceae. The record is from RefSeq and is a predicted model, not a curated record. Bases 93 to 1094 code for a protein of 333 amino acids. The transcript is spliced from 3 exons. Gene Ontology annotation, molecular function: pyridoxal phosphate binding; 4-amino-4-deoxychorismate lyase activity. Gene Ontology annotation, biological process: folic acid biosynthetic process.
CGCUUCCCCUUUGAAGUAUAAAAAUGAUACUGCAGCCAGGCGAUUGAGCCUAUCCAUCUUUCUGCCACUCAUUGCCCGCCCUUAGCAUCGACAUGGGUUCCUACGUGCAAGCAGGGGUGGGUCAAGUCCCGGUGUACCAAUCGGGCACCGAGGUGCUGCAGCAGCUGCAAGAGAAAUGGAAGUCGACGUCGCCGGCGCCGUGCACGGCCAUGUACUCGAGCGUGUUCGGCGGCAUCAUCCUCGACCCCGCCAUGAUGCUCGUCCCCAUCGACGACCACAUGGUCCACCGCGGCCACGGCGUGUUCGACACCGCCAUGAUCCUCGACGGCUGCCUCUACGAGCUGGACCCGCACCUGGACCGCUUCCUCCGCUCCGCCGCCAAGGCCAGGAUCGGCUCGCCCUUCCCGCGCGACAAGCUGCGUAGCAUCCUGAUCCAGAUGACGGCGGCGUCCAACUGCCGGAGGGGCUCCAUCCGGUACUGGCUGAGCGCCGGGCCGGGAGACUUCCUGCUCUCCUCCAAGGGGUGCCCCGGGCCGGCGUUCUACGGCGUGGUGAUCCCGACCGAGUACGAGCAGUGCCGCGAGGGGGUGCGCGCCGUGACGACGUCGGUGCCCAUGAAGCCGCCGCUGUUCGCGACGAUGAAGAACGUCAACUACCUGCCCAACGUGCUGUCCAUCAUGGACGCCGAGGACCGCGGCGCGUUCGCUUCCGUGUGGGUGGACGAGCAGGGGUACGUGGCCGAGGGACCCAUGGUGAACGUGGCGUUCGUGACGGCGGAACGCGAGCUGGUGCUCCCCGCGUUCGACAAGAUCCUCAGCGGGUGCACCGCCAAGCGGCUGCUGGCGCUGGCGCCGAAGCUGGUGGAGGCCGGGCUGCUGACGGGCGUCGGCACCAGGCACAUGACGGCCGAGGAGGCGAAGCGCAGCGUGGAGAUGGCCUUCGUCGGCAGCGGCCUGCCCGUGCUGCCCAUCGUGGAGUGGGACGGGCAGGCCAUCGGAGACGGGAAGGUGGGGCAGCUGAUGCUGGCGCUGUCGGAUCUGCUGUGGGAGGACAUGAAGUCCGGCCCGGACAGGAUCACCGUUCCGUACCAGUAAUCGAGGACCUGAAUUGAUUGAUGCCAGACAGAGGCCAUCGUCUUUCAUCUUUCUGGUGGUGAUUCUUGUGUCAGAAAGACAGGGAGAGAGGUGACUCCGAUCCACUGAAAUAAGUCGGCAAGUCUUGAUUUUUAGUUGUUGCGUGUGGUGUGAUCGAUGCAUGAAUAAGCAAGUGUCUUGGUGCACUUGCCUCAGUGGAUGAAUAAGCAAGUGUCGUGGUUCACUUGCCUCAGUGGAUGAAUAAUAAAUAGUAAUUAUCUACUUGGUGUA